This is a messenger RNA of Cyanidioschyzon merolae strain 10D, 657 nucleotides long. RefSeq names its product peroxiredoxin Q. The coding region runs from base 1 to 657 and encodes 218 amino acids. The transcript has a single exon. Gene Ontology annotation, cellular component: cytoplasm. Gene Ontology annotation, molecular function: thioredoxin peroxidase activity. Gene Ontology annotation, biological process: cellular response to oxidative stress; cell redox homeostasis. NCBI's taxonomy places the organism in Eukaryota, Rhodophyta, Bangiophyceae, Cyanidiales, Cyanidiaceae. The record is from RefSeq and is a predicted model, not a curated record.
AUGUUUGUUUCCUUAACGCUUACGCAAUCUCUUCAGCGCGCUGGCAUCAGGGCUGGUGCAAGGCAAGCACAAGCUUACCCGAGCCAGGGAUUCGAGCAGGCUGUACCCGCUCGAGUUCGGUACGGAAGACAAGCAGCCCUGCUGACUGUUAAACGCUCCCACGGUGCCGCUGCUCGACGUUCGCUCUUCACGCUGCGGAGUGCUGGAGUCACGGAGGGUUCUAUGGCGCCGGACUUUACGCUGCUUGAUCAGAAUGGAGAAGCAGUGACCCUGUCCAAGCUGCGUGGUAAACCCGUGGUACUGGCCUUCUAUCCGGCAGCGUCGAGUCCCGGUUGCACGAAAGAGCUUUGCGCCUUUCGAGAUGAUCUCGCCGCUUUCGAGUCCGUAGACGCUGUGGUGCUGGGCAUCAGCUCGAACACUGUAGAGGAGCAGAAGCGCUUCUCCGAGGCACAGGGAUAUCGCUUUCGUCUGCUUGCAGAUGUUGGCGGCAAGGUGCGCAAGCUCUACGGCGUUCCGAAUACGUUAGGUGUUUUACCAGGGAGAGUAACCUACGUCAUUGACAAGGAGGGUAAGGUUGUGAAGGUGCACAACAGUCAGAUGGACUUUCUCUCCCAUGUGGAGGAAGCGAAACGCGCGCUUGCCAUCAUGCGUUCGUAG